GUUUGGACGCCACAGUAGCAAUGCAGCUGCAGCACGUGAGUGUGUGUGUGUGUGUGUGUGUGUGUGUGUGUGUGUAUAUACCCCUUCCACAAGCGAGCUAAGAGUCCGAAGAACAAGGACAGGAUAGCCUUCACUCUACAAAAAAGCUUUUGAAUCUGAACCGUAAACAUUCCACCAGUGAGAAAUAAUGACCGCCAUUAAUUCACCACGAGACAGGUAUAAUGCUGUAUGGAUUAUAUUUUUCAUCCUGGGCCUGGGAACUCUUCUGCCAUGGAACUUCUUCAUGACUGCCAGCAUGUACUUCACCAGCCGUCUCAGAGAUCCUCCUAUAAAUGCAGAUGGUCAGAACCUGACCCUCAAUGGCACACUGGUAGAAGGUGACACGCGCAGCGUCCUGGAAUCGAUAUUCAACAACGUGAUGACCUUGUGUGCCAUGGUGCCACUGCUCAUCUUCACCUGCCUUAAUUCCUUCAUUCAUCAGAGGAUUCCUCAGAAAUGGAGGAUCUCCGGCAGCCUCUCUGUGAUCCUGCUGGUGUUUCUGAUCACCGCAGUGUUGGUCAAGGUGGACAUGGCCCCUCUGCCCUUUUUCACCUUCACCAUGAUCAAAAUCAUCUGCAUCAACUCUUUUGGUGCGAUUCUGCAGGGGAGUCUCUUUGGGCUGGCAGGAAUGCUUCCAGCUUCUUAUACUGCUCCCAUCAUGAGCGGCCAGGGAUUCGCUGGAACAUUCGCAGCCUUUUCCAUGAUCUGUGCACUCGCCAGUGGCUCAGCGCUGCAGGACAGUGCUUUUGGCUACUUCAUCACUGCCUGUGUUGUAAUUGUUCUGGCCAUCAUUUCUUACUUUGCCCUGCCCAAAAUGGAAUUUUUCAAGUAUUACGCAGACUCCAGUAGCCCCAAACCUUGCAGCGAAGAGGAAAACAAUAUGGACCUGUUGAACAAAGAAAACCCAGGGGAGAAGCCCGCAGUAGUGAGUCUGGCUGAUGAGGAGACCACACAUACCAUCUCUGUGUUUGCCAUCUUUCAAAAGAUCAGGGUGAUGGCCCUUUCAGUGUGCUUUGUCUUCACCAUCACUAUUGGAAUAUUCCCUGCUGUGACUGUGGAUGUGAAGUCCUCUGCGGCUGAAGAUGGUGUUUGGAAAAACUACUUCAUUCCCGUGUUCUGCUUCUUGCUCUUUAACUUGAUGGACUGGGCUGGAAGAAGCUUAAUUGCAAAGUGCACAUGGCCUGGGAAAGACAGCAAAUGGCUGCCUGUGCUGGUGAUACUUCGUGUCAUAUUCAUCCCCCUCUUCAUCCUGUGUAACGUGCAACCCAGAAACAACCUGCCCGUUUUUUUCGCUCAUGACGCCUGGUACAUCGUUUUCAUGAUCAUCUUCUCAUUCAGCAACGGCUACCUAGCCAGCCUGUGCAUGUGCUUCGGACCCAAGAAAGUGGCCCAGCAUGAAGCAGAAACAGCUGGGGCCAUCAUGGCCUUCUUCCUGUCCUUGGGUCUGGCGCUGGGAGCUGCGCUGUCCUUUGGCAUCAGGGCAAUGAUCUAGAACCUUUGACUCAGUACAUACCGCCUUCUAGGGGGAAGGACAGAAACAUUGCCAAACUGCUCAACACGUUGCCAUUUGGAAACACACGGAUUUAGUAUUUAAUCGGGCUUCCGAGUUCAACAGAACUGCUGCUCUGCCGAAACAGAAAAUAACACUUAUUCAGAAGGAAUGUGUUCCAUGUGUUCCAUGGAAACCUGUUCUUUAGAAACCUGGAGCAGACACUGUGGACGGGGUUGGUGUUGGAAAGAACAAUUUACCACAAACUGUUCGAUCAAAAGCCAUUGUGUAAGCCAAAAAAAAAAAAAAAGCAAUUUAUUAGCUUACGUUUUUUUUUUCCUUCUUUCUUCCUGGGUGUUCAGAGUUAGUUAUUUUCUUCAGUUUGAAGUAGUAACAGAAUGAUCAUAGAAUCAUUUGUUUAUUGAAUGUGUUUUGUUGUAUUUUAGGCUCAUAGCUUUUUUAUUUAACAUUAUUUUUAAGAAGUGCUAGUACUAAUAUAGAACCUCGCUAAAAAAAAAAAAAAGGGCAGUAGUUAGUUACACUACACUGUAACAGGGCUUGUGUUUGUGCUGAUGAAGUAACAGGCACCAUGUUUAUUUCUCCUGUAACUGCAUCUGGUCACAGAAUUAUUUUUAAUGGAAUAUAUUUUUAAUAUUUUUUUUUUACGUGUAUUAUCAUGUUGGUUUAGUUAAGAAGAGCAUAAAGCUUUAAAGGUGUACUGCAACUUUUUUUUUAAUCAUCAGCAAUGUGUGGGGAAAAUACUGAGGAUGUACAGUAUUUGCUCUGAACAAAUACUCAGGUCAGGUUAAAUCUCACUUAUUAUACAAGGCAGUAAAUAAAAUUUUAAGAGAUGGGACUUUUUUUUUUUUGGAAACAUUUUUGGUUCUGCAUUACCAACCUAGUCAGCGUACCACAAUAAAAAAAAAGUGCCAGCAGUAAAAAGAAAGUGCAACCAGAAUAACUUUUUUUGGUAAGACCUUCUGUCUGCCAAACCUUUGUUAGUGUGCCAAGAUUGUAAUUUUAAAUCCCAGUUAUGUGAGAUGUAUUUAAAAACAUUUAUUAUCGAGGUUUAUAGGUUCCAUUUGGAGUUAGUUUUGUGUAAACAGGUUUUCCGUUCUUCUCUUGUACUCCUGUAUGUGUGGUGUGCACUCCCGCUCUAUAGAUGUGAUAGAUAAAGAUUAAGGUUAAACAGUCAGUGUGCUCAUUAAAUAGCUGCCAGUUCUCAUGUUUCAUUACAGCAGACCUUUAUUUUCAUCAUACCAGUGAUUCAGCACACUGCACUGCCUUGGUUGUGGUGUCCUCAAUAAAACCUGAGCGGAAUUCUCUGCUAAAUUAA
Molecule: messenger RNA, 2864 nt
Organism: Pangasianodon hypophthalmus (striped catfish)
Lineage: Eukaryota; Metazoa; Chordata; Actinopteri; Siluriformes; Pangasiidae
Gene: slc29a1a
Product: solute carrier family 29 member 1a
Exons: 13
Coding region: 188-1531 (447 amino acids)
Biological process (GO): uridine transmembrane transport; nucleoside transmembrane transport
Cellular component (GO): plasma membrane
Molecular function (GO): nucleoside transmembrane transporter activity
Source: RefSeq, a predicted model, not a curated record